GUGGUGACCCUGGACUCACCCCACCCAGGCUUUGACCCUGCACUCGCUGUGGAAUGUGACCCCGGCGGAGGCCAUCUUGUGCGUGAGAGGAGAGCAGGGGAAUCAUUAGUCCAAUGCUAUGUCCAAAUAGUCUUCACCUGCUGGAUGCCUGCCUCUCUCCUUCUUUAGUAAGGGUUUAACAUUGAACUAAUAGAUGAAAGCCAAAUGACUGAUAGUAAUAACCAGGAGUUUGUAGUCCACACCUGUGGGUAAUUCACCUUUUUUCCUCUAACUUGUCUAGUGUUUCCAGGUCAGUGGUCAUCUGCAGGAAGGAAUUAUACCAUCUACGACCGUUGGGACAUAGCCCACUAACUUUUGCUGACUCACUUUGUCAUUGUGCCACAUUAAGAGAAUGCUUCCUGCCAGCCCCUAACACCCCUGGUUAAUGUAUUUAUAUUUUAGAUACAACAUAGAACAAUUAACCUCACAGAGACACAUUAAUUUGGUCCAAGUACUGUAUGUACACCCUUUAUAGAUCAUUGAUGGAACAUGGAAGUUACUAGCUAAACCAGUUACAAUGACGUGUACUUUACUGCUGUAUGAAAGCCCAAGUAGGAUUCAUGAUGGUGAUGAAUAUGAUGAUGAUAAUGGGCGGCAGGUAGCCUAGCGGUUAAGUGUAUUGGGCUAGUAACCGAAAGGUUGCUGGUUCGAAUCCCCUAGCUGACUAGUUGAAAAAUCUGUCAAUGUGCCCUUGAGCAAGGCACUUAACCCUAAUUGCUCCAAUAAGUCGCGUUGGAUAAUGACUAAAAUGUAAAGUAAUGAUGAUUAUGUCCACUGAUGUUAACCUGUGUCUGUUCCCACCUCCAGGUAUCUGUAUCAAGUGUGGGAAGGGUGUGUAUGGGGCCAGCCAAGCCUGUCAGGCCAUGGGGAAUCUGUACCAUACCAACUGCUUCACCUGUUGCUCCUGUGGUAAGUGUAUAUAGGCUUCUGUCCACUACUCCUACUCAGCACCUGCAUCAUUGGCUGGCAUCACAGAUGUCCUGUAUUUUCAUAUCUUAGCACAACGUUGAUGUUGGUUGCCAGAGUGUCUUCUGGGAGUUGUCUACAGAAUGCUCUAUUGUUCUCUAUUUGACAGGAACAUGGAUGACAUAUUGGAAUGAGUGGGUUGUAGAGACGGAUGUUGCAGUCAACCUGAACAUUUUUUGUUUAUGCAUGGCGUGUGUAUGUGUGUAAUGUGCGUGAAGGGCUGCCCUGUCACCUGACACCAAUUGUCCUCUCUUGUUUCAAGUGGAGACGAGGGUGAAGUCGGAGAGAGUUUGGAGCAAGGUUGCUUUCAUUCAUGCGCUGAUGUACAUGGAUACUGAUCCCUUGGCUUCGGAAGAAAUGCAUAUAAUUGACAUGUAAUUGAAUACAUAUACUUUCAGAUUUAUUGUGUGGUUGAAGAAUGAGGGGCAGUGUCUCUAAUCCUGAGGUUUCUCUACAGAUUCCUUUUGACCUGCUUUGAAAAGUGUAGUUGAGUCAGACCAGAGAGAUAUACUGUAAGUCUGUUUCUAUUGGUUAGACAUUAUUGCCCAUCUAUAAUGUUUUAAACAGUACAGAAAAAGCUGGAAUACACUUCUCUGUUAUUCAGAAUUAAAUAAGUUUGGUGAGAUCUAUCCAGAAGUGAAGCAGGUCUUCCCCUGCUAAUUCUAGUGGUCUCUGUAUAUACAGUGGAUAUAAAAAGUCUACACACCCCUGUUAAAAUGCCAGGUUUUUGUGAUGUAAAAGAACGAGACAAAGAUAAAUCAUGUCAGAACUUUUUCCACUGUUAAUGUGACCUAUAACGUGAACAAUUUAAUUGAAAAACAAACUGAAAUCUUCGAGGGGGAAAAAUGAAAAAUAAAAACCUUACAAUGACCUGGUUGCAUAAGUGUGCACACCCUCUUAUAACUGGGGAUGUGGCUGUGUUCAGAAUUAACCAAUCACAUUCAAACUCAUGUUAAAUAGAAGUCAUUACACACCUGCCAUCAUUUAAAGUGACUCUGAUUAAUCACAAAUAAAGUUCAGCUGUUCUAGUAGGAUUUUCCUGACAUUUUCUUAGUUGCAUCUCAGAGCAAAAUCCAUGGUCCACAGAGAGCUUCCAAGGCAUCAGAGGGAUCUCAUUGUUGAAAGACAUCAGUCAGGAGAAGGGUACAAAAUCAUUUCCAAAGCAUUACAUAUACCAUGGAACACAGUGAAGACAGUCAUCAUCAAGUGGAGAAAAUAUGGCACAACAGAGACAUUACCAAGAACUGGACGUCCCUCCAAAAUGUAUGAAAAGACGAGAAGAAAACUGGUCAGGGAGGCUUCCAAGAGGCCUACAGCAACAUUAAAGGAACUGCAGGAAUUUCUGGCAAGUACUGGCUGUGUGCUACAUGUGACAACAAUCUCCCGUAUUCUUCAUAUGAAUGGGCUAUGGGGUAGGGUGGCAAGACGGAAGCCUUUUCUUACAAAGAAAAACAUCCAAGCCCGGCUGAAGUUUGCAAAAACAAACAUCAAGACCCCCAAAAGCAUGUGGGAAAAUGUGUUAUGGUCUGAUGAAACCAAGGUUUAACUUUUUGGCCAUAAUUCCAAAAGGUAUGUUUGGCACAAAAACAACACUGCACAUCACCCAAAGAACACCAUACCCACAGUGAAGCAUGGUGGUGGCAGCAUCAUGCUUUGGGGCUGUUUUUCUUCAGCUGGAACCGGGGCCUUAGUCAGGGUGGAGGGAAUUAUGAACAGUUCCAAAUACCAGGCAUUUUUGGCACAAAACCUUCAGGCGUCCGUUAGAAAGCUGAAGAUGAAGUUCACCUUUCAGCACAACAACGACCCAAAGCACACAUCCAAAUCCACAAAAGCAUGGCUUCACCAGAAGAAGAUUAACGUUUUGGAAUGGCCCAGCCAGAGCCCAGACCUGAAUCCAAUUGAACAUCUCUGGGGUGAUCUGAAGAGGGCUGUGCACAGGAGAUGUCCUCGCAAUCUGACAGAUUUCGAGCGCUUUUUCAAAGAAGAGUGGGCAAAUAUUGCCACGUCAAGAUGUGCCAUGCUAAUAGACUCCUACCCAAAAAGACUGAGUGCUGUAAUAAAAUCAAAAAGGUGCUUCAACAAAGUAGUAGUUUAAGGGUGUGCACACUUAUGCAACCAGGUUAUUGUGAGUUUUUUAUUUUUUAUUUUCCCCCCUCAAAGAUUUCAGUUUGUUUUUCAAUUAAAUUGUUCACGUUAUAGGUCACAUUAAAGGUGGAAAAAGUUCUGACAUGUUUUAUCUUUGUCUCAUUCUUUUAUGUCACAAAAACCUGGCAUUUUAACAUGGGUGUGUAGACUUUUUAUGUCCACUGUAGAUGAUAACAGGCCCAUCUUGGCUCUUGAGAUGGUUUAUUUCUAACGUAAACUCUGUGAUGUAUUAUUGGGUCUCUUAUGAAUGGGAAUGUUUGCCUUUAGAAGCAGAGUGUUUUCAACCCCUCUGAGAAGUUAGUUUUAAAGUGCCUGCAGAUGUCAAAACACACCUAUGAUGUAUCAGGUUAUUUGUUGACAAACUGUUUUUGUUUUACUUUUUGACUAAAAUGCCACAAAAGUCAGGAGCUCCAUAGCAGAGAGAGAGUUCAGUUCUCUGAGACAUUGCUGGCUGGUAGCCUUGGGCUUUGUUUAACCAUGCAUAAUUGAGCCCUCCUCUUGGCUUGCUCCUAUGGUUGCACCCUUUUUUCAUGAAAUGGCCAGGAAUGCAAACUACCCCCCUCCACUUCAGCCGGCCUUCCCAUGAGGACCUCAAUCAGACAGUCACAAAGUGUACCAGGCCUGCUUAUCAGAGGGGGCCGGCCUGGCAUGGGCUCUGAGCAAACAACACACACAUAAACACACACACAGAUAAGCGCGCACACACACACACCGAUAAACGCACACACACAUGCACACACACACAGAUACACACAGGAAAAUGUGUGUGUGAGUAAUUAUACGCUCACACACCACGCACACACAAACACACCCCCCACCCCCCAAACAUACCCACACACACUCCUCAUAACUUUACUAGUCCCAACUAUACAGUCAUAAGACAUACCUCUGUGACCAGUCUCCUGUUUAUUUCCUGUACUGGUGUUGACGCCCAGCUCCUGACUGGAUCACCACCCACUUCCUCCUUCCACAUACCCUUUGUCUGCUAGCUCACAUGCAUCCGUGCCUUUAAUGGGGCACGCUAGUUAUUAACUAGUUACCUCUAUGUUACUGUAACACAACCUGCUAGUGUCUCUCACACCAGCCAGGAGAAAACAGCCAAGGGCCUUGUAUUUCUGAAACCUGUUUAUGAUGCAUUGUGGUUUCCUCAGUCACUCACCAGCUGUACCUAGCUGACUGGCUGGCUGGCACAGGGCACACAGGGCUGAGGUGUGAAAAAUGUGUGAGAAAAAAAUGUACAGCUCAUUGUUGUGCUGCUAUGGGGUUUUAGCUGGGGUAUGGUAGCUGGCUGCAGUAGGUAGAGUUAGCCUGGCUACUCCCCAUAUAGAAUCUAGUCAUUCUAUUUCUAUGCUACUCCCUCAUCUGAGUGUAAGUUGUGGGAUCUGGCCAAGGUUUUAAAUGAUGUACAACCGCUUGGUAGUGUAGCCCCUGCUCCCUUCUGCCUUUGGCGAUGGUUUGACUACUUGAUCAUGACUUUCGCUGUGAUUUAGUUGUGGGGGAGUUUCUGAGAGAGACUGAGUGGGCCAUGGUUUUAUCUUAGCUCUUAAUGCUAUUAGAGAGACUGGGAGAUUUCAUAGCUUCUGGGUUUUCUAUUUGAGAGAUGUACUUGUGGCUCUGUUGUCUUAACUUGGCUGUUCUCUCUAAAGAGAGACUUACUUAAAAACAAUUUGGAAGUAGCAGCAGGCCAGCACAUGCUCACGUUGCCGGGUUCUAAAAAUUCCUGUCUGAAGUCCCGAGCAAUCUGAGUGAGUCACCACCUCCAGCAUCCUUCCUUUACUUACCCCGGCACUGGGCAGGCCCUCCCUCCGCCUCUCCCUCGCUGCUUCCCCCUCCUCCCCCUCAGAUCCUCACCCCACUGCCUGCCUGCAGGUGAUAAAGGCCCACUUGUUCUGAGAGGAGAGAGUGGGAGGAGAAGGGAGGAGAGGGAGGAGUGGGUGGGUGGGGUGGAACCUGAGAGAGUGUAACAUGCUUGAUGUUUCCCUCCUACUGGAAGAACACUGAACAUAUGGGGAUUUGGGUACAGUUGUAUUUAAAUUAGAUGGUAAUCUAGGACAUUAUUCAGAUUUUUUACAUAAGAAGACAUUCAUUCAGUAUUUAUUCCGAUCUCAUGUCUUGGUUUAGCAACUAUGUUUUUUUGUUGAAAAGUUUGAAAAGUUGCCUAUGGCCAACAGCCAGGUCAUUAAAAGUCAGCGUUGUAGCAUAGGGAUGUGUUGGUAUUAUCAUGGCCAGGCCUUGUGUAGUGCACUAGUGUAGCUGGCUCUGGAUCUCCAGGGAGAGAGUCUUAACACUGACUAACCUAACCACUGUCCGUUUGCAGACUCUGCACCUCACAGGGCACAAUAACAUAUCACUUAAGUGAGGCCUGGAGCUCCCCAGCUGAGCCCAAACUAAACCCAGCCUGCAUCUCAUUGUUGUGGUUUUAGGAAUUUAAGAUCAGUGAGGGAUGAAAUCACUGUAAAGUGAGGUCAUUGUGAUGUGAGGGGGUUGGAGGGAUGACACAGGUCCAAUAACAUGUCCAGAUGCCGGGGCUGGUUGGUACCAGGAGUACCGCCACCAGGCAUCCAUGGCUGGUCCACAAACUACCACACUGACCACAUGAUCCCAAGACUUUGAUUGCUGGAGAAUGACUCACUAAGGAUUUUAUUAUGUCUCAGAUCAUUAUUUUAUUUGACCAGUGCACUGCAGUUUGUUGUAGUGCUCUAAAAUGAUUUCUGAAGGGUUAAAUAUCUAGCUGAGAGAAUAGCUCCCAUUAUUUCUAGAUGCACAGCCCUUUAUGUGCAUGUCUGUGAAACGCAGUGUCAUGAAAACACGGAGUCAUGGGAAACCAAUGUUGGAGCUGUAAAAACUAAGUACAGUAUCUUGAGUGUAAAAUCCCAAUCAGGGAGCCAUUUGGUCCAGAACUCCAUGGAAAAUGCCACAUGUCCCACCGUGCUCAGGGGCUGUGAGUUGAGGAGAAGAGGAGAGCCCUGAGCCCCAGCCCACUGCAGCCAGCCCAGCACUUUCCUCUCCUGUGACAAAGGCUAGAGGGAGACAGGGAGCCCUCCCCUCCCCCUCUCUAUGAGGGAACGAGGGAGGGAGGGUGGUGGAGGGGUGGAGGGGGGGUUGAAUGGGACCAACUAGUGACCUCAGGCAGAAAGAAUGUCCCCGUUUGCUCAGGCGGCCCGCUCCCUUAGCAGUGCACCACAGUCAGCGAGCGCUGAGGGCUUUGUGUUUCACCUUCCAGAUGCACUCGCCAGAGCAAAGGCCACCAGACAAACACACGGCAACAUGCCCCAGCUCCAGCUCACUGGUGUGUUGUUGAUUAGAAUGUAAUGGUUUUUACAAGUUUAGUCACUCUGAAUUAAAAGAGCUCCUCCUUUGUAGUCCCCAGUCAACAGGAAAUAGGUUUUUUCUCUCUCGUCCAACCUCCAACUCUAAAUGCUAAUAGUUUCUCGCUCUCAGUCUUAAGUCUCACCUAUUGUGUGAACAGCAUCCUUCGGCUGCUGUAGUCCAUUUAUGUGGAUGUUAAUAUAUUGCUAUCUCCCAGCAAUGUGACACUGUGUGUGAAAUACAGCGAUUGCAUACAUUUGGGUGUAAAAAGGGGGACAUGUCUUUCCCAAGCCAGGACACCCAUAAAAUCAAUGGCAGCUCAGGACAGCAAUUAAAUCUGACUAAUCCUGCAGAUUUAUGAGCUCCAUGCGCUCUGUCUGCUGGGCUGGGUUGAAGUCACCGCGCUGCCAGAAAGAGAAGAGACUGCUGCUGCCAUUUAGUGCAUUUCAAUGGGCAUGCAUUAAGAGAAGCAUCGCAGGGGGCGCAAAAGCCAGGGCCAGUGGGAGUGAGCAGUGAGGAGAUCUUUCCUUUUAGGUGGAAUUCCCUUUUAUCCUGUGGAAUGUAGUGCUACUGUGCUCAAGGAGCCCCAAAAUGGUGACUUUGGGGAGGGACUGACUGUUAGUAUGGCCCUGGCUAUACCAGACAUGGGAAAAUCCUUUGCUCAGGCUUGUAUAGUUGGGCUGUGGUUGUGUGUGUGUGUGUGUGUGAGCUGUACACAAUGGCAGGGGUGAGGAGGAGGGGUGAGUAGGAGGGGGAGUUUGUAUAGCAGCUUGGGCCUCGUCUGGAUGAUGGGGCUGUAUUGAUUGUUUGCUGGUUCUAAGUAGAAGGAGUCCCGUGGGGAUCAAUGGAUGACCAGAGUAUUGAAACAUUAGUGUGGACCUCGAACGAGUAACCUACAUUAUGCAGUUACCAUCUGCUUUUGUCACUGGUGUUUCCUGUUGACAUCUGUUGUUGUUGUGUCUAAUGGAACAGAGAGGAGUCAGGGGAAUAGGAGGCAGAAAGUCAACUCCCGUGGUAUUUCUGUUUGUUUUCAACAGAAUAACAAUGCAGUUUUGGAUAAUGUAUUUCAAAUAUCAUCAGGAGAUACCCUGGGGCAUUUCGUCAUUGUUCAAAAGGCUGGAAGCACACUAUUUUCUUGAUGUAUUAACUUUCUUAUAGCCUAGGGGUUGGGUACAAUCACAUAGCAGCACCUUUACAGUCUUCACUUUGACAGGAUCUGCUACAGGAACACUUCUCCUAUAUCCCAGCUCACACACUCUUACUUCUCUUCUUCAGGAAGGAGGCUGAGAGGGAAAGCUUUCUACAAUGUCAACGGCAGGGUCUACUGUGAAGAGGACUUCCUGGUGAGUUACAACAUCUGUCGUCCCUGCAUGCCUCCUUAUGCACAAGAAUUCAUGUUUAUGUUAUGUUCAUUAUGUGGAUGUUCAGAGGUUGAGUUCUCCAUAUCCUUCAUACACACACCCCUCGAUGACAGACUUGGGAGAGGAGGGGUUGCACAUUCUAAAACGCUCCAGAGGAAACAGACGUUGCAGUGCUACAAUUAAAGUUAAGCACCACCCCUCCAAUUCCCACUAAUUUCCCCAACAUUUCCCCAAGGAGCACAAUUACCCCACUGCUCCCAUCCCAUUACUCCCCAGCACUUAGAAUUAGAGAGGGAGGAGGAGUGGCUGUGGGCAGCUGCAGGCCUCAGACUGCCUCCUGUAUGAUGUAUCCAUCUGCCCAGGUUGGACACAAUGGGAAACAGACACAAGUUAUUAGCAUGUAUUGAUCUCUGAUAGACGUCGGUCAAUCUAGAAUCAGGUCUGGGAACCAGGUGCUUUAUAGCAGUCGUUUUUGUCUUCCUAAAAGAUACAGACUUAUUGCUUAUUACUACUGAAUUAGGUUGUUAGGUUGCCAUUUACUUAAUGUAAAUGAUCACUCCAUUACACAUAGACAUUGCCCAUUGGCCCCUAAAACAGACUUUCAAUUGGCUCAGAGGAUGGGUGCUACGAGUGGUAUUGGGUCUCCUCAUGCUGUAGAUAUAAAGAAUAGAUCCUAAAGGGGUCAGAUGGUGGAUAUGACAAAAGUCCCUAGCUUCCUCUGAGUAUUGACCACCAGCUCUGCCCUGUCAUCGGGGCAGAUGGUCUGUCUGGGGGGUUAAAGGGGAAGCCUGGAGUCACCCUCCCCCUGCACCCCUCACCACCCCACCUCCACCUGCUGCCCCUGUCCCACCAUUACCCUCCCCCUCCUCUCAUCAGGUCAUGACCCCAGGGUCAUGUGCUUUGCAGAUGGUCACUAUGGGACAAACAUAACGAUGGUAAUGCGUGUAUAACUCAAAUUUAAAUCCCUCAUUGACUUCAAUGUGAUAUCUUAUGUUCAAGUUACACGUCUUACCUCAAGUUCGGGUACAUCCCCUUGUGUCUGUGUGACUCUGGUCCAGACUGUAGGAGACCACCUAGAGUAGAGAGCUGAUGACUGGAUGUGUGCUGUACUCUUUCUAUUAGUAGAGUGCGCUGAUGGUUUAGGACAGGUAUCGUCACAGCAAAUGACACUGGUCGCUCAUAUACGUCUCAGCAAAGAGAGGAGUCAAAGGAAAAAGGAGCAACUCUUUUCACGUCAAUAUAAAGAGAGCAGCAGCACCCCCUAUAGAUAGUGUCAUUUAGGGCUGUACUCUGGGGCCCUACAUUCACAUUUUGGUUAUAGUGUUUAGGGGUUCUCAAACCAGGGUUGGGGUCAAUUCCAAUUUUAAUUUGAAAUUCUAAUUCAAUUCUUGAAUUCACUCAUGAAGUGGAUAAUUUACAUUGGAUUCAAUUAAAAUUGAAUUGAAUUGGAAUUGAAUUGGAAUUGAAUUGGAAUUAGACUAUUUGGACUGUUUGAAUUUAAUUGGAAUUUAAUAUUUGUACAUUUCCCAGUUAAUGGAAUUAAUGCACUUAGUAUGUGGACUGCAGAAUUUGUUUUAAAUCAUUUCAACUUGUAUUUCUAUAUUUCCAGUAUAGCUAAGCUGUCUGAACAUGGACAUGCCUGUAAGCCUGAGGGAAUUGAAUUUUCAUUUGUGGAAUUGUUCGGGAUAAUAUUUAAUUGGGAAUUGAAUUCUUGGAAUGUCUUAACAUUGGAAUUGAGAAUAAUUGAAUUAUCUCUGAAUUCAAAGACUGACCUACAAUUAAAACUGAAUUAAAUGGAAUUUACAGGGAGAAGGAAUUACAUUAGAAUUACAUUUGUGGAAUGAUCCCCAACCCUGUCUCAAACACUUCCUAAAGGUACCAUCCUCUCUUUUGUAAUGCUGUACUCCCAAGUCUCAACCAGACCCAGUUAACAUUCACCAUGUAAUAGUUGUCCAUUGCUACAUGUUAGAAUCCUAACAAACCCAGUGAUAAGUCUCUUUUUAAUCUCCCACAGUACUCUGGUUUUCAGCAGACGGCAGAGAAGUGCUUUGUGUGUGGUCACCUCAUCAUGGAAAUGGUAAGAAAGAGCCUAAUACUGUAGGAGGGCCUGCUAGAUAGUGAUACAAGACAAUCAGCAGAACAGUAUGCCUGUUCCUUUCUGGGCUUUCUCUUUAGCAGGACUGUAUCUCUUCUUGACAUGUGGCAUCAGACCACCUAGUUUAGUUUAGUUUCUGUAUCUGAAUGCCAAUGGGCUGGUGUGAUUGACUCCUACUGAGAGGCCUCAAUCUCUGGCCUUACUGUUAUCUCUCUCUCUCUCUGUGUGUGUGUGUGUGUGUGUGUGUGUGUGUGUGUGUGUGUGUGUAGAUCCUGCAGGCACUGGGCAAGUCCUACCACCCUGGCUGCUUCCGCUGUGUGGUCUGUACAGAGGGUCUGGACGGAGUGCCUUUCACUGUGGACGUGGAGAACAACAUCUACUGUGUCAAAGACUACCACACGUAAGGACAUGGGUCUCUUAUAGAUAAUGCCAACAUGUGAUGAAGUCAGCAUGCAAGAGUUUCUUCAUUCCACAGUACUCUUUAAAUCCUGAUUUGUGCUGAAACUGAUAUAAAUUAUACAGCAUGUGCCAAGACUUGACUUCUCCUCUGUUUCCCCAACAGGGUCUUUGCCCCAAAAUGUGCCUCAUGCAACCAGCCCAUCCUCCCUGCUCAGGUAAUGAUGAGCCAAUGACUGCUUGUAUCCUGUCAGCCCCUGUCACUAGUUGUUGUCAGAGUCAUAUACAGUAUAUACAGUAGAGGGUUAGGCCAAUGCGGUUCCUGUCUGAACGUUCCGAGAUUGCCACUUUCUCUUCCAUAGCCGUUGCUAAGUGAUAAUUGACACUUCCGUGCUGUGCUGUUUAUUUCUGAUAGUUUUCAAAACCUAUGAAGAUGUCCAGUGAAAGCAGAUAUGCUUUACCUACUUGGAUACACAUUAUCCCGAAUGCUAAUCAAUAAAAACGUCUGUUAAAUUCGCUGCUCUGUUUUGCUAGUUUACAGCGGGUCAUUUCAUAGGGAAUUGUCGGAGGCGCUCUCGUAUUGUUACAUCAUCAACAUUUCGAGAAUAAAGGCUCUAACAUGGCGUCCUUUCUAAAACCUGGCCCAACUCUCUUAAUAUAUGGCUCUGGUUGUUGGUAGCCAGUGGAGUGGUGGAGACGGGAGGGUGUGACUGACUGUGUGUGCUUCCUGACAGGGCUCUGAGGAGACCAUCCGGGUGGUGUCCAUGGACAAGGACUACCAUGUGGAGUGCUAUCACUGCGAGGUGAGACAACGUCAUUACUAGCCUGUCUUAUUUAUGUAUUGAACGGAGCCAGCACAUUGGGUAUGAUCAUUAAACGUCUGUCAAUUUUAGUGUAAAUGCUAUGGCAGUGUGGGUGUAUGUUUCUGGAUCUCUGUGAGUGUGUGCACUACACACACAAACUAAAGCUCAGUGAGGGGCAAACCAAUGUGGUGACUCGUUGUCCAGGCACAUUCCAGAGUUGAGCUGUGGGAGGUGGGAGAGCAGAGGGUAGGGCUCAUAGCGUUGGACUCAGCUGGACAUCUGACCAGGGGUUGUUGUUUAACUACCCUGGAAUCUCAGCACUCUGACAGACCGCUCAGACAGGACAUCAUCCCAUGUUAUCUACAAACCUCAGUGUAAUCAAAGUAAUCAAGUCAAGUCAGCCAACACAACAGUUUAAUGAUAGCUGUGUAAAGUGUGAGUCAUUGUAACCAGGGCUCAAAGAAUGUGUGUGAUUGUAAGUGUGUGUGAGUUUGAUCAAGAAUUCCAUGUUUAAUGGCAAAAGCUGGUUGACUCAUUUUAUUAUCACACAUUCCAGGGAAUAGCUCAUAUCCCACCUAGGUGAGUGAUAAAGGUAUUAUGUAGACAAUAGGUAAUCAUUCAGCAGGCUCUGUGGGGUUGAUAGUCAUCACAGGGGUCUAAAGUCUUAAAUAUUACAUAUUUAAGAAAUGGUAAAGAGCCCAUAUGUAAACUUGACAGGAAUACCCAUCGGCGGCCUCUCAUAUCAGUGGAGAGGUAUCAAAGGUAAAAGUACAGUAAAUGCCUCCCGGGUUCAAUACCGGGCUGUGUCGUGACCGGGAGACCCAUGAGGCGGCGCACAAUUGGCCCAGCGUCGUUAGGGGAGGGUUUGGCUGUCCGGGAUGUCCUUGUCCCAUCGCGCUCUAGCGACUCCUGUGGCGGGCCGGGCGCAUGCAUGCUGACACGGUCGCCAGUUGUACGGUGUUUCCUCCGACACAUUGGUGCGGCUGGCUUCCGGGUUACGCGAGCAGUGUGUCAAGAAGCAGUGCAGCUUGGCAGGGUCGUGUUUCGGAAGGACGCAUGGCUCUCGACCUUCGCCUCUCCUGAGUCCGUACGGGAGUUGCAGCUAUGGGACAAGACUGUAACUACCAAUUGGGGAGAAAAAGGGGUAAAAAAAUUUAUAAAAUAAGAAGUACAUUAAAUAUCUGAAAUAUGUGUAUUGAAAGUUCCUUGUUGAAAUAGAUAGUCUGGAUAGUUUUGAUAUCUAGCACCUGCCCAAAGACAUUGGAUGUGUGUAUAUAAUAUUUUCCUUCACAAAUGUUCAGCCACAGCAGUUUCACUGAGUCUAUCUCUCUCCCUCUGUGUUGUAGGACUGUGGCCUCCAGCUAAACGACGAGGAGGGUCACCGCUGUUACCCCCUGGAGGGCCACCUGCUCUGUCACGGCUGCCACAUCCGCAGGCUCAAGGUCCCGGUGCCCGCCCACCCGCCCCCCAGCUACCCACUACACGUCACUGAGCUA
This is a messenger RNA of Coregonus sp. 'balchen', 12610 nucleotides long. NCBI's taxonomy places the organism in Eukaryota, Metazoa, Chordata, Actinopteri, Salmoniformes, Salmonidae. The record is from the annotation of a GenBank genome assembly.